CUCCAGCGCUGUGACUCCGUUUGUUUACACCCAACUGACCUACGGCGGGAACUUGAGAAAGCGAACCAUAUUCUGAAACAUCUCUGCACCGCACCUCCACUACAUUCAAAAGAUGGCGGCGGCGGUGGUGACGGUGGGCAAAUGCUAUCCUGAGAAACUGUUAGAUAAUGAAGGACCCACGAUACCCCCAAGGUACCAGUAUAACUACGCAGUGGAUGACUCCGCUCAGGGCACUUCCUUCAGCCACCAAGAAGCCCGGGAAAACGACCUAACGCAGGGAAACUACGAGGUUCAACUACCUGACGGUCGGCUACAGAGGGUGUCCUACAAGGCUGAUAAAAAUGGUUUCGUUGCUGAAGUGAAAUACGAGGGCGAGGUCUUGGUUCAAGGACCACCAGGCCCACAGCAGUCUUCCCCCUCCUUCAACGCACCUCUCAGUAACGUUAACCGUCCCCUACCACUAGAAAACGAUUUCAACCCAAGAGCUCCCCAGCAGGAACAGUUUUUCCCCAACCAGCAAGAGCAGUUCUUCCGUACCCAAGAGUUAAACCAGUUCGAGGCAAUCCCAGUCCUGUCUAGUGGCCAGUUUGUCAACUUAGAGCAGUCUCAGCCCCAGGAAAUCCAUCAGCCCAACUCGUUCCAGCCACUUCUUGCCUCGCCUCAGCAGCCCCUUAGCUUCUCUCCGCCCAGCUCAUUCAAGCCAGCCCAACCCAUAGUCAGCCGCCUCCAUCCCCAGCCCUCUUUCCGGCAUUCGGGUAAUUUUUAAGUCUGAUUCUGGGAGCCAUCUGAACAUCGCCGCGCAGAGAAGAUGAAUCGACAAACGAAUUAGUGUAAAAACUUAUAAUGAAAUUAAUAAGAGAUAGACAAAAUUAUCAUAUAAAAGGAACUCAAACGCUUUUUACAGUGUACUAUUUUUCUAUUAAAUGUUUCAUUAAAAUGCUGAAUAAAUACCACAUAU
Messenger RNA from Scylla paramamosain (green mud crab), 958 nucleotides. RefSeq lists its product as uncharacterized. The record is from RefSeq and is a predicted model, not a curated record. Gene Ontology annotation, cellular component: extracellular matrix. The transcript is spliced from 3 exons. The coding region runs from base 113 to 766 and encodes 217 amino acids. NCBI's taxonomy places the organism in Eukaryota, Metazoa, Arthropoda, Malacostraca, Decapoda, Portunidae.